Pelobates fuscus (common spadefoot toad) is the source of this 3939-nucleotide messenger RNA. RefSeq names its product phosphatidate phosphatase LPIN3-like. NCBI's taxonomy places the organism in Eukaryota, Metazoa, Chordata, Amphibia, Anura, Pelobatidae. The record is from RefSeq and is a predicted model, not a curated record. Gene Ontology annotation, biological process: positive regulation of transcription by RNA polymerase II; fatty acid catabolic process; triglyceride biosynthetic process. Bases 313 to 2589 code for a protein of 758 amino acids. The transcript has 22 exons. Gene Ontology annotation, molecular function: transcription coactivator activity; phosphatidate phosphatase activity. Gene Ontology annotation, cellular component: nucleus.
CCUUAUAUAGCUCUUAGACCCACUGCCUGACGAUUUAAAGGGCACCCUCUAUACAAGGCUGUAUACACUGGGGAGCACUGACAGCCAGCCAUAUAAGGGGUUACUGCUUGUAUACGCUGGAGAAGGGACACUGCAGUGGGAGGGUUCUCGGUGAGAUCACCUGUGACAGGCAAAGGGAGGAACACAGGAAGGUGCAGGACAAAGUGUAAGGAUCGUUUACAGCCCUCACAAAACAUAAGAUCAAAAACACAAAAAUCCUUUCCUUUAAAUGUCCAUCCUGUCUACAAGCACGGCUCCUUACCCCAGAUUAGGAUGAAUUAUGUGGGACAACUAGCGGGGUCCGUGCUAGGCCGCGUUCGAGACCUGUAUAAAGGCGUGAAUCCGGCCACACUUUCUGGAUCCAUCGAUGUGGUGGUGAUCAGACAGCCAGAUGGCUCUUUCCGGUCUUCUCCUUUUCACGUUCGCUUUGGAAAACUGGGCAUAUUACGAUCUGCAGAAAUGGGGGUAGAUAUCGAGGUGAAUGGAGAGCCAGUGGACCUGCAGAUGAGACUUGGGGAAAAUGGAGAAGCUUUUUUCGUGCAAGAGCUGGAGGAGACUGAGAAUCUUUCUCCACUCCCAGCCAGCAGUGACUAUUCUUUGUCUCCUACUGAACCCCAUCCUAGUCUGUCAGAGUCUCCUAUUGACACUACUACAAGAAGACAGCGCUGGAGCAGGAAAGGAGACAAAAGGCGAGAGGAGCUGACUUUGGAGGUAGCUGCAGAAGAACAGAUGCCUGUCCUUUCUGCUCGAGAAUCCAUGUAUUUCUCAUUCUGCGAUGUAGCAGAGAAAAAUUCUCAGUCCCAGCCCAAUGUUUUCUACCCCUGCUACGACGAGGAACUUGUAACACAUCAGUCGAGUCGCUCUCCUUCACCGAAAAGUGACUCUGAACUGGAAAUGAGGCUUCCAAAUACACCUCUAACUGAGCAGUGCAUGGAAUGGGACUGGGGAAGGCUUCCCCAGGUGAGCCGGGCAGAAUUAAUACCCCAAAUUUCACAAUCGGCACCUCCAAGCCCCACCAACUGGGAAACUCUUAAGUCACAAUCUUCAUUCUUCCAAGAGCCAGCAGACCAACCUUCAACAACAAGUUACGAUGCACUGGAGGACCCACCCCAAAUCCUAGACCAGGAUGCUUGUGCCAACCCUCCCAUUAAUUCACCAACUCCAAAGCCUGAGGACCUUCUAUCUCCGGAAUCCCAGGAAGUGUCUCUCUAUUUCCCAAAUAGUGAUCCGUACCCACUGCCAGCCCCACCUCCGCACCAGAGAAUCUCUGAACAAGACUCAGAUGAGAAUGAGGAGGCAUUGGUCAGGCAGCAGGAGAACUACAUAGAACUGUCACUGUGCGGCGGGCUAACAGACACCUGGGACAUUCCCAUGGAAAGAUUCCUGAAACACCAGAUAUCGUAUUCAGAAUUCUGUCAAAAUCCUUUGCUUAUAGAAGACACAAGAUUGGUGUUGCGGAUACACGACAAGUUUUAUAACUGGGCGACUGCUGCCCCUAUCAUCCUGUGUAAGCAGGUUUUUAAUGAAGACCUACCCAAGGACAUAGUUAAUCAGCUUGUCUACCAAAAGAUGCCCCCCAGAUCAGGAAGAUGGUGGUUCUCAUGGCGGCGAAAGGAUCUCCCUCAACAUAUGCAAACACCCCAAACUGAUGAAUCUGAGGAGCAGAAAGAAGAUCUCAACCAACAUAGGUUGACAGAGACGAUUGUUACCAGUGAGCUUUCCAAAACACCAGGACAGCCUCCACAGAACAGGAGAUCCCUACGUCUUACUUCAGAGCAGAUAGAACGUUUAAACCUUCAAGAUGGGGCUAAUGAAGUUGUGUUUAGUAUUUGCACUAAAUUUCAGGGGACAUGUCGCACCCGAUCCCAGAUCUACCUUUGGGAUAGCCAGGAUCGCAUCAUCGUGAGUGACAUUGAUGGCACAGUUACCAAGUCAGAUGCUCUUGGUCACAUUUUACCACAACUUGGAAAAGACUGGACGCAGCAGGGAAUAGUUCAACUCUAUCAUGCCAUUGAAAGGAAUGGAUACAGAUUUGUGUAUUGCUCUGCACGCUCAGUGGGUCUGGCCGAGCUCACCAAGAACUUUCUUCAGAGGAUAAAUGAAGGAGGUCUUACCCUUCCCCUUGGACCUUUACUGUUAUCUCCCAGCAGCCUCUUUACUGCUCUGCAUAGGGAGGUCAUAGAGAAGACACCAGAGCGUUUUAAGAUUUCAUGUCUCUCUGACAUCAGACAGCUCUUUCCGGACCCUCAACCUUUUUAUGCAGCCUUUGGGAACAGGCCCAAUGACGUUGUGGCUUAUAAGGAGGUGGGAGUACCCGAAGUACGUAUCUUCACUGUCAACCCAAAGGGAGAACUGACUCAGGAUGUGAACCUAUGCUUUAAGUCCUCGUAUUCUGGGCUGUGUGAGCUGGUGAAUGUCAUGUUUCCUUCUCUGUCCUGCUCGACCUCUGAUGUACACUUACCGGAAUUCAAUCACUUUUCAUACUGGAAGGACACUGUGGCCACCAUCGAUGAAGAUGAACUGGCAAUGCUUCUGUCUGCUCAGCUAUAAUCAUUAAAGAAAUAUUCGAAUGGGGGAAAAAAUAUUUUUAACAGUUUAUUACAUAUACCCCCAAGAAAACAUGCGUGUAAAUAGUUUUGUAUGUUUCUUUUGCGGGUAUAUACAAAUAUAGCUGCAGAUCUAGAAUCUGCAGCUACUGUAGGCCCUCCCCUUAUCCCCUAACACAAACUUUUCUCAUCAUUGCUGGAGAAUACCCAAUCAGAGGUUUCUAAUUGAGAAGCCUUGUGGAACAGCCGAGCAUGUGUGCAGCUGUCCAAUCACAGACUCCUCAACAAGUUGUAUUCAACGCAUUGAGAAGUCUUUCAAAAGCAGGGUAAACGCACUGGGUAAAUGCCAGAGAUUUGAGUUUAGCUCCACGGAGCUCAACUUGCCAACCUGACUGCCUGGCUGAUAACCGGGAGAUGCAAAAGGAUUCAUUAGGAGUUUAAUAUACAGAAACAAAAAUACAGUUCCUAGUAUACAGACAUUAGGACCACACACCCCUCGCCUUCUCUUAAUACACAGGCAUCAGGACACCCACCUCCUCCUAAUAAACAGAUAUUAAGAAAAUGCAUAGAUUCACAGAUGACCAAUAUUAGGUUAAUUUCACUCCAGCAAAAUAUUUUAAUUUCUAUUGAACUUAGAAAACAGCAAUACACGUUAUAUUUCUCAGGACCAUUAACAACCAAAAUAAAAAAUUUUUUAAAAAAAUCACAAUCUUGUUUCCGGUUGCUGUUAUCUUUUACAGUUCAUAUUUAAAAAUAAUGUUAAACAUCUUUAAAAAAAAAAAAAUAGCAUAACAAAACAGAGACACACAGGAUUACCGUCAUCAGGCCUGCAUUUAUUUUUUGUUAUGUGUCUAUAAAUUGUCAAAGAUUUGGCGGUGGUAAUGUUGAAAUUGGCAGGAGAACCAGUGCGGGGGUGUCAAUCUGCAUCCUAGACAUCUCUCCUCCUGCCAGAGGUUUUACAGUUUUUUCCGCAUACCACAAAACUUUGCAACAUGUCAAGUGGUAUCCUGAAAACACUGUGUGCUUAUGGCUCUCCAAAUUAAAACUCCUGUAUCAGAAAAAUAAUUACAUGGCCCAUCUGUCCACGAAUGACCAUGUUGCCAUUUAUUUAAGACAGUCGUGCGAAAUAUGAUCAAUAGAACAAAGAAUAUAUAGAAUGGGCAAUAUGGGGGCAAAGUUUUAAGUGGAGUAAUCGGUAAAAACAUCCCGUUGAUUUGCGGAGGGAUUGUUCAGCUUUUCGCAAAAUUGCUUCUUAUACUUAGCCCCCAUAGUGUUUAGACCAAGUAACACAAUUCAGUCUUCAAGCAUGGCUGAUAAGAUUUGAAAUCCCUGCUGUAUAAUUUAAAUACAAUUU